CCGGGCUCCCGCACCGCCAGCCGCGAAGGUUCCGAAGGUUCCAGAAGGUUCCAGAAGGGCCAGGCAGUGCUGGAGAUGUCGGUCUUCCUUGCUCUUCUCCUGGUCUCGGGCCUGCCUUGGGUGGAGAUGAACGUCACAGUGAUUGGGAGACAGAAGGCCCUGAACUGUCACGUCUGUGAGAGAGAAAAUGACUUCGGAUGUGUAAACCCCAGAGACUGCCCCGCAAACACUGAAUUCUGUUCCACUGCGGCCGUGAGGUUGUUUCCGCGCUUCUUCUAUGUGUCAAAGCAGUGCUCCAAGUACUGCCCUGUGUUUGCAUCGUCCUCGGCCGCAGCCGACAAGUCCUUCGUCCUGGAGAAGCCCACGCCCUUCAUCUACGUGCGCUGCUGUCAGGGUCACCUGUGCAACUCCGAGUCUCUGAACGCCACGGAGUACGUGGAGUUCAGGGAGGCCGGACGGGCCUGGGAGGGGCGCAGCGGCCGUGCUGGGCUGGCCCUGUCCCUGGCGCUCAGCUCUGUGUCCCCGGGCCUCGGGCUGUCCUGAGCUGCACGUGGGCCAGGGCCUCUGGCACUGAGCACGUGAGGCCGCCUGGCCCAGGCUGGGGGAGG
This is a messenger RNA of Artibeus jamaicensis (Jamaican fruit-eating bat), 608 nucleotides long. It is a transcript of the gene LY6K, whose product is annotated as lymphocyte antigen 6 family member K. The record is from RefSeq and is a predicted model, not a curated record. Gene Ontology annotation, cellular component: acrosomal vesicle. Bases 76 to 543 code for a protein of 155 amino acids. The transcript has 4 exons. Gene Ontology annotation, biological process: binding of sperm to zona pellucida. Lineage: Eukaryota; Metazoa; Chordata; Mammalia; Chiroptera; Phyllostomidae.